AUGCUCUCCUGCCCUUUCUGCUCUCCUGCAAUUCUGCUCUCCUGCACUUCUGCUCUCCUGCCCUUUCUGCUCUCCUGCACUACUGCUCUCCUGCACUUCUGCUCUCCUGCACUUCUGCUCUCCUGCACUUCUGCUCUCCUGCACUUCUGCUCUUCUGCACUUCUGCUCUCCUGCACUUCUGCUCUCCUGCACUUCUGCUCUCCUGCACUUCUGCUCUCCUGCCCUUCCUGCUCUCCUGCACUUCUGCUCUCCUGCCCUUUCUGCUCUCCUGCACUUCUGCUCUCCUGCACUUCUGCUCUCCUGCACUUCUGCUCUCCUGCCCUUUCUGCUCUCCUGCCCUUUCUGCUCUCCUGCACUUCUGCUCUCCUGCCCUUUCUGCUCUCCUGCACUUCUGCUCUCCUGCACUUCUGCUCUCCUGCCCUUUCUGCUCUCCUGCCCUUUCUGCUCUCCUGCACUUCUGCUCUCCUGCACUUCUGCUCUCCUGCCCUUUCUGCUCUCCUGCACUUCUGCUCUCCUGCACUUCUGCUCUCCUGCACUUCUGCUCUCCUGCCCUUUCUGCUCUCCUGCCCUUUCUGCUCUCCUGCCCUUUCUGCUCUCCUGCCCUUUCUGCUCUCCUGCCCUUCUGCUCUCCUGCUCUCCUGCCUGUCUUCUCUUCUGCUCCUUCAUAUCGAACUCCCUGCCUGCAUGCACCCACCUCCUUGCAUUUCUCUCCGUAGCACCCCCCUCCCUAGCACUGCUCUCAUCUGCACCAGUCUUAACUAUACUACAUCCCCUCACUCUUCCAAAGCACCAACGUCUAACUACCUCCUUAUUCGAGUCAACCUAAGGCCCAUGAUUUGUCAGCCUCUUUCUCCUCCCCCUCGCCUCUCACCCCCAUCACUCCCAUUACCCCUGUCGCUGUGGGACCAAGAGCCCUUGAAGGCGCAGCAAGGGCGCUUGCAGGUGGCUUUUGAGGCGCCUCAAACCUCCCCUCGCUCCCAUCACCCUCCCCACGCCCAUCACUCCGCUCGCUACCCAUCACUCCUGCCGCUGUCGAACCAGGAGCCCCUGGAGGCGCAGCAAGAGCGCUCGCAGGUGGGCGGCAACGUCCGGACCCAGGAACCGGCUGGCGAUGGCUUGCAGCUGGGCGGCAAGGAUUGGCCCGACUAA
Molecule: messenger RNA, 1149 nt
Organism: Closterium sp. Naga37s-1
Lineage: Eukaryota; Viridiplantae; Streptophyta; Zygnematophyceae; Desmidiales; Closteriaceae
Source: the annotation of a GenBank genome assembly